AUGGCCAACGAUGCGGAGAACAACAAGCUAACAGCAACGGCCCCCGACACAAACCCCGCCACACCUGCCGACGCCGCCCCGACCAGUCCCGCAAAAGAGCCAUCAUCGGCUUCGAGCCCAACGGCAACCACCUUCCCACCGGCUCGGGACGAUGCGCCCGUGAGCACCGCCGCCGUUGUCACCAUUGCCGAGGCAGAGGAGCUCCAACCAGAUGACUCAGAUGAGGUUGACUCCGUUUUUGAUGACGGAGAUUCCGCCAUUGCCAGUCUUCACUCAUCCACCACUUCUCUUCGCGACGAAUUGAUCCUGCAGGUUAAGGAACAUGGCAGGCAAUACCAGGGUUACCUGGAAGCGAAAUAUGUCCUUCCAAUGGACGAGCAAGAGCUAGAGCGAUUGGACUUCCAAUGUCACUUGGUCUGGCUCACCCUGGACAAGCAGCACAGCACUGCCCCUAUUCAAAACAUUCAACGGGCCCUGGAUGUGGGAUGUGGCACAGGCAUCUGGGCGAUAGAGUUCGCUGAUGAGCAUCCCGAAGCAGAGGUGCUCGGCGUUGACCUUGCUCCGGUGCAGCCUCAGUGCGUCCCCCCAAACCUCAUCUUUGAAGUCGACGACCUCGAGCAACCGUGGAACUUCACCCAGCGCUUCGACUACAUCCACUGCCAGCUCAUGAUCGGCGCCUUCCAGGACUGGCCCAAAUUCUUCCGCCAGUCUCGCGAGUUCCUUGCCGGCCCCAACAGCUACACCGAGGUUCACGACAUCGACUUCUUCAUCCGCUGCGACGACGGCACCCUCCCUCCCGACUCACCCCUGGCGAAGUGGCACGAGCUGAUGCACGAUGCCGCCAACAAAGCUGGGUUUCCCCUGGACGCCAUCAACAGAGUGCCGGACAUGAUGGCCGAGGCAGGGUACGUGGACAUCGUGGCCAGGCAGGUCAAGUGGCCGAUCAACACAUGGCCUAGAGAUCCAAAGCACAAGGAGCUGGGGAAGUGGGCCCACGAGAAUUUCAGCUGGGGGUGUGAGAGCAUGAGCUUGGCUCUGUUUACCAGGGUGCUUAGAUGGUCGGCGGAUGAGGUGAGGAUCUUUAUGGCCUCGGUCAGAAAAGAUUUGAGGGAUAGGAGGUUGCACGCUUAUUGGAAUUUCUGGGUCGUGUACGGACGGAGGGGUUAGCGCUGUGUUUGCAGGCUGGAUUGUUGGAUGUCGAUGGUUGAACACCAUGGGGCUGGGACUGUCAAGUGAGCAUCAAAAAUUCCGGAGUGAAUUGCUGUUUUCAUUGUUCUAUACCACCUUGUACUUGUUUGGAGUUUCUGUGCUGGGAUUUGAGUGGUCAAUCUCUACCUACCGUAGAUACGGGUAGUGUACUGCUAGUAGAUCUUUUGAAUUGAGCGUGUAAUUGCUAUUGGAGAUUCUUGGUCACACAGCGUGUGAUGGGUAUGCAGGCAGAC
Molecule: messenger RNA, 1442 nt
Organism: Podospora pseudopauciseta
Lineage: Eukaryota; Fungi; Ascomycota; Sordariomycetes; Sordariales; Podosporaceae
Exons: 6
Coding region: 1-1167 (388 amino acids)
Source: RefSeq, a predicted model, not a curated record